AUGAUCUUUGCUAUAAAUGAAAUCAACAAAAAUCCCAAAAUGCUGCCUAAUGUUAAACUUGGCUACAAGAUUUAUGAUAACUGUGGAACUAUGGACAUACUGAGAGCAGCACUGGCACUGGUGAGUGGACAAAAUAGAGAACUCAGUGAGGAGAGCUGCACUGAGACAGUGCAAGCAAUCUUGGGACAUUCAGGAUCAAGCCCAACUAUUGCACUUGCACAGGUUGUUGGAAGGUUUCAAAUACCUGUGAUCAGCCAUUUUGCCACCUGCGCCUGUCUGAGCAACAGAAACGAGUACCCUACUUUUUUCAGAACUAUUCCCAGUGAUUACUACCAAAGCAGAGCUCUUGCAAAGCUGGUCAAGCACUUUGGUUGGUCCUGGGUUGGGGCUUUAGCUGUGAAUAAUGAAUAUGGCUUCAGUGGCAUGGCAGCAUUUAUCAAAGCUGCACAAGAAUAUGGAGUGUGCAUUGAGUAUUCUGAAGCAUUUUCAUCAUCAGAUCCACCCAGCAGGCUACAGAGGAUAACAGAGAUCAUUAAGCAGUCCACUUCCAAAGUGAUAAUGGCUUUUAUGUCUCACAGAGAAAUUAAGUUGCUGGCUACUGAACUGUACCAGCAUAACAUUACAGGACUGCAGUGGAUUGGCAGUGAUGCAUGGAUCACAGAUCUCUCUCUGACUGACAUUAAGGGACACAAAAUCUUGGUGGGGUCAUUAGGCUUCACUGUCCCUACAGCUAAGAUCCCAGGGCUAGAGGAGUAUCUGAGACAGCUCGACCCCUCACAGUUCCCCAAUAGUCGGUUUGUUCAAGAAUUCUGGGAUGAAGUGUUUGACUGCUCCCUAAAUGAAACUGUAAACACACAAAGACAACCGUGUAGUGGCUACAAGAGUCUGCAAAAUGUUGAAUCACAGUUUACUGAUGUGUCUGAGCUCCGAUUUACUAAAAAUGUUUACAAAUCAGUUUAUGCAGUGGCUCAUGCUCUUGACAACUUGAUAAAAUGCGAUAGUGGUCAACAGCUCUUUUCCAGUGGGAGCUGCAUUGAUCCGAAACAAAUUCAACCUUGGCAAGUGUUUCAGUAUCUCAAUACUGUAAAUUUCACAACUGAAGAAGGGGAAAGAGUGUAUUUUAACAAAAAUGGUGACAUUCCAGCAAGAUAUGAACUUGUUAAUUUACAAUAUUCAAUCCAAGGAAUCAUGGAAGGAAGAACUAUUGGCAUUUAUGAUGCUUCUUUUCCAGACAGACAACAGCUUAUCAUGAACAACAACACAGUUGUUUGGGGCAAUGGUUUGGUUGAGGAGGUGCCUCUGUCAGUGUGCAGUGAGAGAUGUCUCCCUGGAACACAUAAGGUCCUUCAGAAGGGAAAGCCAGUUUGCUGUUAUGACUGCAUACCCUGUCCAGAAGGAGAGAUCAGUAAUGUGACAGAUUCAGUAGCCUGUGUGAAAUGCCCACCAGCGUACUGGUCCAACAAACGACGAGAUGCCUGUAUCCCCAAAGAAAUAGAAUUCCUGGCAUAUGAUGAAAUCCUAGGGUUAGUGUUAGUGGUUUUUUCAUUGUUGGGAGUUUUUCUAACUAUGGUUACAACACUUGUCUUCUACUGUCACAGAGAAACCCCCCUAGUAAGGGCCAACAACUCUGAGCUGAGCUUCCUGCUGCUCUUCUCCUUAACUCUGUGUUUCCUAUGUGCUUUGACCUUCAUCGGCCGGCCAUCUGAAUGGUCCUGUAAGCUGAGACACACAGCCUUCGGCAUCACCUUUGUCCUCUGUAUCUCAUGUGUUCUUGGUAAAACAAUAGUAGUUUUAAUGGCCUUUAAAGCUACACUUCCAGGCAGUAAUGUCAUGAAAUGGUUUGGGCCUUUACAGCAGAGACUCAGUGUUCUGGCAUUUGCUCUUAUACAGAUGUUGAUAUGUAUGCUUUGGUUAACAAUAAGCCCACCUUUUCCUUUCAUGAAUUUUCUACUAUAUAAGGACAGAAUCAUUUUAGAGUGUGAUACUGGCACAGCCUUAGGGUUCUGCGCUGUUUUAGGAUAUAUAGGACUUCUGGCUAUAUUAUGUUUUGCAAUUGCUUUUUUGGCUCGAAAGUUGCCCGAUAAUUUCAAUGAAGCAAAAUUUAUAACCUUCAGCAUGCUGAUAUUCUGUGCAGUGUGGAUCACAUUUAUCCCUGCUUAUGUGAGCUCACCUGGAAAGUUUACUGUGGCUGUGGAAAUAUUUGCGAUUUUGGCCUCCAGCUUUGGACUACUUUUCUGUAUUUUUCUGCCAAAAUGUUAUGUAAUCCUGUUUAGGCCAGAACAAAAUACCAAGAAACACAUAAUGGGAAAGACAUCAAAUUAUGACAUGCAAUAUUAA
This is a messenger RNA of Archocentrus centrarchus (flier cichlid), 2337 nucleotides long. Its product is annotated as extracellular calcium-sensing receptor-like. Bases 1 to 2337 code for a protein of 778 amino acids. Gene Ontology annotation, biological process: G protein-coupled receptor signaling pathway. The record is from RefSeq and is a predicted model, not a curated record. The transcript has 5 exons. Gene Ontology annotation, cellular component: plasma membrane. Gene Ontology annotation, molecular function: G protein-coupled receptor activity. NCBI's taxonomy places the organism in Eukaryota, Metazoa, Chordata, Actinopteri, Cichliformes, Cichlidae.